CCGACGCAAGUCAAAAAUGACCGUCAUUUUACAUGACAAAAGAAGCUUCUCUGAUUAGGAGACUGCUUUACCCCCGGAGUGUAUCACUGAUGUGCAACAAUCGAUUACUUUUGAAUGAUUACAUUUGUGUUUAUUUUGUUAAUUGACUUACAUUGUUGUGAACAACAGUAUUGAGUUUUUUAUGUAAUAAUAACCUGAUGAGGAUUUUUUGUCUCAUAAUAUGGGGAAGUGUGUUGUUUCUGAGUUUAAUUUUAAUAUUUCUAACCUCGUGAAAUAAAUAUGUCAGACGCUUUUGAAGAAAUUCAAGCUAUUAAGAUCAAACGAAAUAGUUUACGUGAAAAAUUACAAAAGAGAAAACGAGAGAGGAAUGAAUUGUUGACUUUGACUGCUCUACCGACUUCUACGACCAGCGGAUUGGUUACUGAUACUGUCAGAACAAGUGAAUCCAACACUCCGUUAUCAGUUCACUCGAAAUAUAGUGAAUAUGAGAGGGAUAUUUUGGGUAUUCUACAUGAAAGUCUUCCUGACACUCCAAUCACAUCAGCUGACCUCAGUGUUCAAUUGAGAAAGAAUCUGAGUGCUGAUGUGCUCCACAGUGAUGUCAAAACAAUUCUGGAGAAAUUGGCCGCUCAAGAUGUUCUUAAGCUGAAAGAAGUGACCGAGGACGGUGUUCUGGGUUACAUAGUCCUCUCUAUCGUUGAACCUCCAACUAAAACCGAAGAAACCCACCCGAAUGACACCCCAGACACUGGCUCCCAUGAGAAAACCGAUGACGAUGAACCUGAAGAUGAGGAUGUUGAUGGGCCAGCUGAGAAGCAUCCCAAACAGGAGCAGAAAAACGCCGAGGACAUCAUGUCUCUUAUCCUCAUGCCGACAAUCAGGGAAAAGGAAAGUAAAAAAGUUGGAGAGCAAAUUCUGGAUCUUUUAUCUAAACAAACGUCCAAAGAAAAGUCACUGGCAGAGAGGUUUAGGUCUCAGGGAGGGGCUCAGGUGAUGGAGUUCUGUCCACAUGGUACGAGAGUCGACUGCACAAAGUUGAAUGGUGGGACAACAGCUAAAUGUAAAAAGCUACACUUCAAAAAAAUUAUUCAAGGACACACGGAUGAAUCUUUGGGGGACUGCAGCUUCUUGAAUACUUGUUUUCAUAUGGAUACCUGCAAAUAUGUACAUUACGAAGUCGAUGGUUCGACAGCACUCUCGAAAGAGUCCUCAACCGACUCGGAAAACGGGAAUCCUCCAAGCACAACGACGAAAGCCUCAGACCCUCAGGGAUCAGUAUCAUCUCCAGGAUCAGGCACAGAACUGACUCUCUACCCUCCCCAAUGGAUCCAAUGUGACCUGAGAUAUCUAGACAUGACGGUUUUAGGUAAAUUCGCUGUGAUAAUGGCGGAUCCGCCUUGGGACAUUCACAUGGAGUUGCCUUAUGGUACAAUGUCUGAUGACGAAAUGCGUCAGUUGGGGAUCCCAGCUCUUCAGGAUGAGGGUUUGCUCUUCCUCUGGGUGACGGGUAGAGCCAUGGAACUCGGCAGGGAGUGCCUCCAGCUCUGGGGGUACGAGAGAGUCGACGAAAUCAUCUGGGUGAAGACGAACCAGCUCCAAAGGAUUAUCAGGACAGGGAGGACGGGACACUGGCUCAACCAUGGCAAGGAACACUGUCUCGUCGGGAUGAAAGGCAACCCCAGGAUCAACAGGGGCCUCGACUCCGAUGUUAUAGUUGCUGAGGUACGUGCGACGAGCCACAAACCUGACGAAAUUUAUGGUAUCAUCGAGAGAAUGAGCCCCAGCACCAGGAAAAUCGAAUUAUUUGGAAGACCACACAAUGUUCAACCUAAUUGGAUAACGUUGGGUAAUCAGGUCGAUGGAGUACAUCUCAUUGAUCCAGUCCUCAUAAAAGCCUUCAGGAAACAUUAUCCAGAUGGCAACUCAAUGAAACCCAAUAAGUCUUGAGAAUAUUCCAGUAAAAUAGUCCCUUCAAUGAAUUUGUUUUUUGAAAAUUUAUAUUUUUUGACUUUUUUAAUGUAAAAAAAUUCCAAUUCUAUUUGACUGCAAUUAAGCACAGUUUGUUGCAUACAACACAAUUAUUAAUAAUCGAUUGGAUGACCAUUGAUUGUUGAUAUUAUUGAAUAUCACUGAACAUUUUGUCCAUAGUUGAGACAAAAUUUCUAUCCAAUUUUAAUGUAUUUUUUUUUACAUUUAUUCAAGGGCUCAUAAGAAAAUAAGUUCAAUUACACGAAAAUAACAUUUUAAAAAUGUUUCACCAUCUCUAACACAUAAUACUUUUUAAAUUGAUAGACUUUAAUUGUGUUAUAUUCAACUGAACCCAUUUCAUCGCAGGAACUACCCACUCAAAUGUUCUCAAAUUCUGCUCUGUUGAUUUACUAAUAAAUUGUACAAAAAUUUUUACUCCAAUUGACUGAUAAAUUGCAAAAACAUU
Molecule: messenger RNA, 2434 nt
Organism: Diachasma alloeum
Lineage: Eukaryota; Metazoa; Arthropoda; Insecta; Hymenoptera; Braconidae
Gene: Mettl3
Product: N6-adenosine-methyltransferase subunit METTL3
Exons: 4
Coding region: 280-1947 (555 amino acids)
Cellular component (GO): nucleus; RNA N6-methyladenosine methyltransferase complex
Molecular function (GO): mRNA m(6)A methyltransferase activity; mRNA (2'-O-methyladenosine-N6-)-methyltransferase activity
Source: RefSeq, a predicted model, not a curated record